CUUUACCCUUCGUUUCCCAUUAUACCCACUACUAAACCGUUCCAUUGUUCCAAGCUCCUUUUCCAGCUAAGAGAGAGAAACAAUAACAAACUAGAGAGAGAAACAAGAGCGACAGCCAGCGAAGGAGCGAGCGAGAGAGAGAACUCCACCUCCUCGCUCCUUCUCCUCCUCCGAUCCGUCGUGAUUCUUUUCAUCUGGUGAUAUUGCAUUCUAUUGAAAUGGCGGAUCCAUAUGUCCUAGGCUGGAUCCUUGUCUCUGUUCUCAGCGUCUUCGCGCUCUACAGCUUAGUUUUCGCCGGAGGAAACCGCCGCCGUCGUGCUUCGCAGGAGAACGAUGCUCAGCGUACGGGGAACGUGAAAACUUCCGUCGGAGAAUGUGGAUCCAAGAACCUCGAUGGCAACGAUGCUGACGUCAUCGUCGUCGGAGCUGGCGUUGCUGGCGCGGCUCUUGCUUACACACUCGGCAAGGAUGGACGGCGAGUACUUGUAGUUGAAAGAGAUUUGAGUGAGCCUGACAGAAUUGUUGGAGAGUUGCUACAACCUGGCGGCUAUCUCAAAUUGAUUGAGCUGGGACUUGAAGAUUGUGUGGAGGAAAUCGAUGCUCAGAGAGUGUUUGGUUAUGCACUUUUCAAGGACGGAAAAAAUACAUGCCUCUCUUAUCCCUUGGAAAAGUUUCAGUCAGAUAUCGCUGGUAGAAGCUUUCACAAUGGCCGUUUUAUUCAGAGGAUGCGGGAAAAGGCUGCCACACUGCCCAAUGUCCGGUUGCUGCAAGGGUCAGUCACUUCCUUGAUUGAAGAAAAGGGGACAAUUAAAGGUGUUCAGUACAAGACCAAAGAUGGUCAGGAGCUGAAAGUACAUGCACCUCUUACCGUUGUUUGUGAUGGCGGCUUCUCAAACUUGCGCCGUUGUCUUUGUAAUCCUAAGGUUGAUAUUCCCUCUCACUUCGUUGGCUUAAUUCUAGAGAAUUGCCAACUUCCAUAUGAAAAUCAUGGUCACGUCAUACUCGGAGACCCUUCCCCAAUUCUGUUCUAUCGCAUAAGUAGUACAGAGGUUCGUUGUUUGGUUGAUGUACCUGGGCAGAAGGUUCCUUCUAUCGCAAAUGGUGAAAUGGAGAAGUAUUUGAAGACAAUGGUGGCUCCACAGAUCCCCGCUGAGCUCCAUGAUGCCUUUUUAGCUGCAGUUGAGAAAGGCAACAUAAGGUCAAUAUCGAAUAGAAGCAUGCCAGCAGAUCCCCUUCCUACCCCUGGAGCCAUUUUGAUGGGAGAUGCCUUCAACAUGAGGCAUCCUCUAACAGGGGGUGGAAUGACCGUGGCAUUGUCAGACAUUGUGGUGCUGAGAAAUCUUCUCAGGCCCCUGAGUGACCUGAAUGACGCACCCACACUCUGCAAAUACCUUGAAUCCUUUUACACCUUGAGAAAGCCUGUGGCAUCAACCAUAAAUACAUUAGCAGGUGCCUUGUACAAGGUCUUCUCUGCAUCUCCAGAUCAAGCAAGGAAGGAAAUGCGCCAAGCUUGCUUUGAUUAUCUGAGCCUUGGAGGCCUAUGUUCCCAGGGACCAAUCUCAUUACUCUCAGGACUAAACCCUCGUCCUUUGAGCUUGGUGGCUCAUUUCUUUGCUGUUGCAGUGUAUGGUGUUGGCCGCUUAAUAUUUCCCUUUCCCUCGCCCAAGAAGAUAUGGAUUGGAGCUCGGUUAAUCUCUAGUGCAUCUGGAAUCAUCUUUCCUAUAAUUAAGGCAGAAGGAGUUCGCCAAAUGUUCUUCCCUGCAACUGUUCCAGCUUAUUACAGAGCUCCUCCUGCUGCAAGAUAGCGAGUAUCGGUAAAAAAAUUUUGGGGAAAAAAGAAUCAAGAUGCUUUCAAGAUUUAAGAGCUAGGUUUUCUCAGUUCAGGUAAUUUGAGGGAAGGUCGAUGCUCCAAGAUUUAGAUCUGUUAACAUUUUGGGUUUUUUUUCAUUUUUUUGUUUGUUUAAUGUAAGCUUGUACUGUUUGUAGUAUGCAUUAUGUAAGUAUUACGAUAUGAGUUAAUGUAGCAUCUUUUUACUACAUUA
Arachis ipaensis is the source of this 2042-nucleotide messenger RNA. RefSeq names its product squalene monooxygenase SE1. Gene Ontology annotation, molecular function: squalene monooxygenase activity; flavin adenine dinucleotide binding. The record is from RefSeq and is a predicted model, not a curated record. NCBI's taxonomy places the organism in Eukaryota, Viridiplantae, Streptophyta, Magnoliopsida, Fabales, Fabaceae. Gene Ontology annotation, biological process: sterol biosynthetic process. Gene Ontology annotation, cellular component: endoplasmic reticulum; membrane.